Messenger RNA from Vicia villosa (hairy vetch), 1640 nucleotides. Its product is annotated as BTB/POZ and TAZ domain-containing protein 4-like. The coding region runs from base 257 to 1387 and encodes 376 amino acids. Gene Ontology annotation, molecular function: protein binding. The transcript is spliced from 6 exons. The record is from RefSeq and is a predicted model, not a curated record. NCBI's taxonomy places the organism in Eukaryota, Viridiplantae, Streptophyta, Magnoliopsida, Fabales, Fabaceae.
AGAUAGACUUGGACAGAUUUUUUUUCUUGUAACCCUUUAUAUUUAUUUGCACUUCCGUAGAUAUCUCUCAAUGAAAGAGAGAAGAAGAAGGGUGACUCUCUUUCCCCCAAACCCUUGAUUCCUCUCUUUCCUUUCUCCUUUCCGUCAACCACGCUUUCUCUUUUCUUCUGACUUCCAUUUCGGGUUAAACGUCGUCGUUUCGCCGUCGAACGUUUCGUCGCCGAACGUCUCAUUAAGAGCAGUGAAGAAUAAACUGAUGGCUAACAUGGAUGGCAAAUCACUCCUGAGUUGUAAGAAAUCCAUUCCCAUACCACCUCCUUCGCGUCAAUCAGCCGCAACAGGUUAUCCUUGCGAGUAUGUGGUGAUGAAUAAUUUAGCACCGAGAGGGCGAAGCAGUCGUGUCCCUACUGCAACAAAAGAUUUGUGGGAGCGCCUUUUCAACGAAGGUUAUAAAGCCGAUGUUCGCAUUAAUACUGAUAACGGUGGCAUUGUUUAUGCUCAUUCUAACAUUAUUGGGAUGGCUUCUCCUGUAUUGGGAGGUAUGCUGAAGCAAGCAAAUCGUUCCAAACGAUGGCGAUCAAUCUCAAUUUUUGGGGUUCCACAUGAUGCAGUACGAGUUUUUAUUCGAUUCUUGUACUCUUCCUGUUACGAGAACGAAGAAAUGAAGGAAUUUGUCCUACAUUUGUUGGUGCUGUCACAUGUAUAUGCGGUCCCUCACUUGAAGCGUGAAUGUGAACAGAAGCUAGAAUUGGGUUUACUCACCAUAGAUAAUGUAGUGGAUGUAUUUCAACUUGCAUUACUGUGUGAUGCACCACGGCUCAGUCUCGUUUGUCAUCGUAAAAUACUAAAAAACUUCAAAACUGUUUCGGAGUCAGAAGGAUGGAAAGCAAUGAAGCAGAGCCACCCGAUUCUAGAAAAGGAACUUCUGGAGUCAAUGAUUGAAGAAGAAAAUAGUAAGAAGGAGAGGAUCAGAAAAAUGAAUGAAAAAGAGGUCUAUCUGCAGUUAUACGAUGCAAUGGAAGCUCUUGUUCACAUAUGUAGAGAUGGUUGUCGAACUAUUGGCCCUCAUGAUAAAGACUUCAAAGCAAACCAACAACCGUGUAGGUAUACAUCUUGCAAAGGGCUAGAACUUCUUGUUCGCCAUUUUGCUGGUUGCAAGUUGAGAGCCCCAGGAGGUUGUGCCCAUUGUAAAAGGAUGUGGCAACUGUUGGAGCUUCAUUCUCGACUAUGCGCUGAUCCAAAUUCAUGUAGAGUGCCUCUGUGCAGGAACUUUAGACAGAGACUAGCAAAACAAAGCAAGAAAGACGAAAUUAGAUGGACAAUAUUGGUUGAGAAGAUCUUGAAAACAAGAGGAAUUGGGAUUGCACCAUGCUUUCGGCCACUAUGACUGGUUUUCCGGGAAUAUAGAACUAUAGAAUAUAGCAGUUGAUAUGUAAAAACAUGUCCGAAUUGUAAAGUUUAUUAAUGUAUUAUGUUGGUAUUAAAUGUUCCUUAAGGAUGAAGUGUCGCUCCUCUCUACUACUUUAUUGUAAAAAAUAUAUUUCAGAGGAAUCCUUUCUUCCAACAUCUAUCUGAUGUGUUAAAUGAACUUGGACCCUUACACGACAUUUCAAUUUAAAACUAGUGUGUAUUGUUUUUAA